CUGGACAAAGCCCACCAUGGCGCCCCCGCCAAACCCUUUCGUGGAAGGCCCGCCGCUGAAGAUUCGAAAUGUGACUGUCCGUGGAAACAAGCGAACGAGCCCGACGUUGUUUGAAAACGAGCUCCAGAGAGCGUAUGCAGCUACUACCUUCGGAGGCGUGAUGGAGUCGCUGAAUGCAGCUGCAGUGGAGCUGCGCGCGUUUGGCAUUUUCGACUCGGUCGACAUUUUCGUCGAUAAAUCCGCGGAUGGUGCACAUAACGAGACAGACGUCAUUAUUACGGUCAAGGAGUCCCGCAUGCUGUCGUUGUAUGCGGGAGUCGAGUCGUCGGGCGUCGAAGGCACCGCGAACACAAAACUGACUCUAACCAAUCCACUGGGCCAUGCGGAGCAAGUCGAAUUAAGCGCCGCACAUGGUCAAUACGGCAGUGACGGUCAGAACUUUUCGUACCGCCGCCCAAAAUUCCUCGGCCGACCUUGGUGGUUCACCGCCACCGCCGCGAACGAAGUGCAGGUUCACGAGCGGUUCAGUUCCUUCCGGGAAAAGUUCCGUGGUGGGACAGUCUCCAUCAGCGACUACAACGGCGUGCAUGACCUCGCGUUCAACUUGGGCUGGCGCGAUAUUGUGCCAGUGCGCAACAAGAAAAUUCCCAACACGUACGCGGCAUCUCCAAGCAUCAUGGCGGAAGCCGUGCCUUCGACGAAGAGCAGUGUCAAGUACACGUUCAACGAUGACCAACGAAACGACUCGACGCUGCCGACGUCCGGCCGCCUCCUUCGAGUCAGUGCCGAAGUCGCGGGGCUCUGGGGGGACGUCCAUUUUACCAAGGGCGAGGCGGAAAUUCAACACAAUUUUCCGAUCGGUCCCAUCGCAUUUAACAACCCCAUCUUCAACAUCAUGCUGUCGUCCCGUCUGGGCGCGGUGCAUUCGUACGGUGCUGACAAAGACCGCCCAGCUCGCAUCUCGGAUCGGUUCUUCUUGGGCGGCCCGCUCUCGCUGCGUGGAUUCAACCACAAGGGCGUGGGGCCACGUGCCAACCCGGACGACGGGGGGGUCGUGACAGGCGACUCGUUGGGCGGCGAAGUGUUUUACAGCGUCGGGGCAAGUUUGGGUUUCCCGUUUCCGCUUCCCCUCCUUGCGAUGCUGGGCGUGCGCGGCCACGUGUUUGCGAAUGCCGGGACCGUCAUGGGCUGGAAUCGUGUCCUGGACGAGAAGAACUGGAUGAAAAACAUCCUCGACGACACUCGCGCGGCAGCUGGCGUCGGCCUUGUUGUCGCGACUCGAUUUGGCCGUCUCGAAGCAAACUACUCGUGGGUACUCAAGUCGUUGCAGGGGGACCGUGUGAAACGAGCCCAGAUCGGCCUCGGGAUGCAUUUCAUUUAGAGUUUUACACAUGACGCCGUAACAAGAAGC
Aphanomyces invadans is the source of this 1411-nucleotide messenger RNA. RefSeq lists its product as hypothetical. Lineage: Eukaryota; Oomycota; Saprolegniomycetes; Saprolegniales; Verrucalvaceae. Bases 17 to 1381 code for a protein of 454 amino acids. The record is from RefSeq and is a predicted model, not a curated record. Gene Ontology annotation, cellular component: SAM complex; outer membrane. Gene Ontology annotation, biological process: protein insertion into mitochondrial outer membrane. The transcript is spliced from 13 exons.